This is a messenger RNA of Kazachstania africana CBS 2517, 894 nucleotides long. Its product is annotated as glucose-6-phosphate 1-epimerase. Gene Ontology annotation, biological process: carbohydrate metabolic process. Bases 1 to 894 code for a protein of 297 amino acids. Gene Ontology annotation, molecular function: isomerase activity; carbohydrate binding. NCBI's taxonomy places the organism in Eukaryota, Fungi, Ascomycota, Saccharomycetes, Saccharomycetales, Saccharomycetaceae. The record is from RefSeq and is a predicted model, not a curated record. The transcript has a single exon.
AUGGCUAUUGAAGAAACUGAAACUCAAGUUAUUCUCUCUCACCCAUCCGACAGCUCCACCAAUGUCACCAUUCUUAAAUAUGGUGCAACCGUUUUCUCGUGGAAAUUGUACGGUCAAGAACAAUUGUGGUUGUCUACUGCCGCUAAAUUGGACGGCAGCAAACCAGUUAGAGGUGGUAUCCCACUAGUCUUUCCAGUCUUUGGUAAAAAUGAAUCUGAUCCUCUAUUAAGUAAACUACCUCAGCAUGGAUUAGCAAGAAAUUCUACUUGGGAAUUCCUUGGUCAAGUCAAAAGCAACCCACCAACGGUUCAAUUCGGAUUGAACCCUAAACUUUCUAACCCAGAAAUGACCAAAUUAUGGAGUGAAGAUUUUAAUUUAAUCUUAACAGUCGAAUUAGGUUCCGACUAUUUAAAGACUGAAAUUGAGGUUGAAAACCUAUCUUCCUCUAAAGAAUUGAAAUUCAACUGGUUGUUCCACACUUAUUUGAAGAUUCCAGAUAUUGAAGAUACUAUGAUCUCCAAUUUAGUUGGUAUGAAACUUUACGAUCAAUUAUUGAAGGAAUCCUUCGUUGACAAGCAUCCAUGCGUCACAUUCCAUGGCGAAAAAGAUGUCAUCUACCAAAACGUCGAAGCAGACCGUGUUAUUCAAGUGGUUAAUCAAGGAAAGCCAGUUCAUACCGUGAAAAGAGUGAAUUUACCUGAUUCGGUUGUUUGGAAUCCAUGGAUUGAAAAAUCUGGUGGAAUGGGCGAUUUCGAACCAAAAACUGGUUACAAGGAAAUGGUUUGUGUUGAACCGGGUCAUGUACACGAUUUUGUCGUCUUAUCUCCAGGUGAAAAAUGGACUGCUGCCCAAAUUUUAUCCAAGGAUGAAUUGAAAUAUCAAGCCAUUCAGUGA